GAAAGGGCGGGCCAAGUCCAAGGUUCUGGAGCGCCAGACCAGGCUGGAAGCAGCGGCUGCUGCAAGAGGAACGAGGGAACCGUGAUGGAGGGAAAUGAUCCAGAUCCCUGGGACUUUGCAACGAAAAUGGAAGAGAUUCUGUCACUUGUGAAACAAAUGCAGAAUGUGGAAAUUCUGGAGCCAAAAGUUGAAGAGCUAGUAAAAAGGAUCAAUAAACUGCAGCAAGCCAAGAAGAUAUUAAGCGAGGAGCUCUCUGAGGCAAAUGAGCAUAGCAAGACACUGCAAAGGGAACUGGAAAUAUUAAAUGCUGAGAAAUCAAGCCUUGAGGAAAUAUGGAGUGAAAUGAAAGGGACACGACAAAUUGUACAGCUGCACUGUGAAGAGACAGAAACAGAGAUGCAGAGGCAGCAGAAAAUGAACCUAGAGCGCAAGCAGCGAAUUGAAGAACUCACAGCCAAGAUCCAAGAAGAGAGAGUAAAGCAAAGAGACCAGAGACUGGAGUUUGAGCACCUACUUAAUGAGCUGAUGGAGAAGCACAAGAGUCUCUGGGAGCUUUACGCUAGGGAGAAACCAGCAGUGGCUGACAUAAGAGAGAAGAAGGAGUGUUUGCUCAGUGAAGAUAAAAUGAUCCAGGAGAAACUGGCCCAUGCCCAAGAUGAAUUAGAUUUGAUUAGCCAGUCGGUCUUCAUUAAGGAGAGGGAGUUCCUGAAGAGCCAGGAGGCUGCAACAGCCUUGAAGUUGUUUCAAGAGGAAAAGAAGGCAGCAAAAGAAUACCUUGAAGCAGUCUCUAAGUACCAUUCUGAUCUGAAGCAAAGAUGUAGCAGAUUAAAAACAGAGCUGGAAGAGAUGGAGAUGGAGGAUAGUAGCACCAGUGAGAAUUAGUUUAAGAUGCUGAGUGCUGCAGCAGAGGAUACAGAGUACAGGUUCAUGCGAGUGGAAGUUUGCUUUUAGUAGCAAGAAAAAUGAUAACCCCCUGAGGAAUGUUGGUACCUUGCUUCACCCUCAACAUUUGCAAGGCAUUUGUUAAUAAAGUAGUUUGAUGGA
Podarcis raffonei (Aeolian wall lizard) is the source of this 1044-nucleotide messenger RNA. RefSeq names its product synaptonemal complex central element protein 1-like. Lineage: Eukaryota; Metazoa; Chordata; Lepidosauria; Squamata; Lacertidae. Gene Ontology annotation, biological process: synaptonemal complex assembly. The coding region runs from base 85 to 882 and encodes 265 amino acids. Gene Ontology annotation, cellular component: synaptonemal complex. The transcript is spliced from 13 exons. The record is from RefSeq and is a predicted model, not a curated record.